Molecule: messenger RNA, 753 nt
Organism: Lampris incognitus (smalleye Pacific opah)
Lineage: Eukaryota; Metazoa; Chordata; Actinopteri; Lampriformes; Lampridae
Product: sperm-specific protein PHI-2B/PHI-3
Exons: 2
Coding region: 1-753 (250 amino acids)
Molecular function (GO): zinc ion binding; nucleic acid binding
Source: RefSeq, a predicted model, not a curated record
AUGGUGUCUCACAGGGCACAGCUCUACAUGAUCUUAAAUAAUUGGGAUGAGGCGCUCAGUCGGGAUGAGUUCUAUCUCUGCUUCCAUGUCAAGGUUGAUGUUUUUGAUUACAUUCUCUUUGCUACCUCAUCACAUAUGACAUGUUUUGGUUGCAGUGAAGAGGGACACGCCAUCAAAGCCUGUCCUAGCCAAGGAACCCCAGCUCUGCCUGGCCCGGGGGGAGCAACUGGGGCUGUCGAGCACACCUGCUCCACAGAGCAGCACACUGCUGCUGAGCAGCCCAGUUCUGCAGAGCAGCAUGCCAGUGCCAAGUGGGCCAGUUGUGUGGAGAAGCACACUGGUUCCAAGCGAUCCAGUUCUGCAGAGCACUCUAGUGCUGUGGUGCACUCAGGGUGGGAGAGUGGCCUGUCCCGGACAGCGAUUUUGAAUCUGAAGGAGAAUCUAAAGAAUUCCAACGAGACGAAUAAUCCCAAGAAAAAUCUGAAGAAAAAGAAUCGGGAGAAGAAUCCAAAGAAGAGUCAGAAGAAGAAUCUGAGGAAAUCGAAGAAGAAUCUGAGGAAUCCAAAGAAGAAUCUGAAGAAAAAGAAUCGGAAGAAUAAUUCAAAGAAGAAGCCGAAAAAUCCGAAGAAGAAUCUGAACAAUCCGAUGAAGAAGAAGAAUCCAAAGAAGAACAUGAAGCAAAAGCCAACCAAAGAAAAAGCCAAGAAGAAUCCGAAGAAUCCGAAAAUAUUACAAAGAAUCCAAAGAUUCUGA